Papilio machaon (common yellow swallowtail) is the source of this 1101-nucleotide messenger RNA. It is a transcript of the gene MED30, whose product is annotated as mediator of RNA polymerase II transcription subunit 30. The record is from RefSeq and is a predicted model, not a curated record. Gene Ontology annotation, cellular component: mediator complex. Lineage: Eukaryota; Metazoa; Arthropoda; Insecta; Lepidoptera; Papilionidae. Gene Ontology annotation, biological process: positive regulation of DNA-templated transcription. Bases 193 to 1029 code for a protein of 278 amino acids. Gene Ontology annotation, molecular function: transcription coregulator activity. The transcript has 8 exons.
UGGUGUCGCUGUUUUCUGUCAUUGUCAAUGUCAAACGUUAAGUUGGAUACAUGGAUGGAUAUUGGAAACAUUUUGCUUAAUUUUAGCUGUUUUCAUUUUACAUAUCACGAAAUAAAAGUUAUUCGACGAUUUCUUGAUUUUAUCGGUUAACACCACAAAGCUCGAAGUAACUUUUGGGAUUAUUUCAUCAAUAUGGCAGGGCAAGGGCACCAGUUCCCUGGCAAUUUCCAGGGUAACCCAGGAGCCAUGAGGACGGGAUAUGGCGGUGGGCCAAUGGGUGGCCAAAUUCCACAAAUGCCAAAUCAGUUAACAGGUGUUAUGGCAGGUCCAAUGGGCAAUGCAGGUAUGGUUGGUAUGGGUAAUCAGAUGGUACCACCUUAUGGAGCUGCAAUGCAAAACCAAAUGGGUAACAUGGCAAUGGGACCACAAGGAAUGGGAGUGGGCGGAGGAGUGGGGCCUGGUGCUGCAAUGGUACAGCAAGUUGUACAACAACAAGGUACUAUGCAAACAGUACCUGUGGCAGCACCUCCUGCCGCUCCCCCCUCAGCCCCACCACAGCAGAACAAGGACUUCAACACUGCUUCUCUGUGCAAGUUCGGACAAGAGACAGUUCAAGACAUAGUGAGUAGAACACAAGAUGUGUUUCAAACGUUGAAAGCUAUCCAGCCUCCGAACGGUACUCAGCACGGCGAGAAUGCCAGCAACGACAAAAAGGCUAAAAUGCAGGAACAACUGCGAACGAUACGAUUACUGUUUAAACGCUUAAGGUUGAUUUACGAGAAGUGUAAUGAAACUUGUCAGGGCAUGGAGUACACUCACAUGGAAAGUCUGAUACCUCUCAAAGACGAAGCUGAUAAUAAGACAUUAGAUGAGAGACGAAACACUGAGACGUACCGACAAGUUUUAGAAGAAAAUAACAUACUCACUGAACAGGUAGUAUCUAAAAACAAACAACUAAAGGAGGUGAUAACAAACUUGAGGACAAUUAUCUGGGAGAUCAAUGUAAUGUUAACUAUGCGAAGGUCAUAGACCAGAUGUCAUAAUUAAUUUCUACUGUUACACUCUAUGUCAGUGAUUGUCAAACUUAUUUCUUUCACCGCC